AUGCUUUGGAGCUCGUUAAAUGAAGUGCCAUGGGUUACAAUCUGGACACAUUAUGACGAUGUACUGCAAUUAAUGCAGAAAAACGACCUGACGGAAUUGGAUGCCUGGUAUCUGGUCUCUUUUCCAUCGAUUCUACAAACACGUGAACCUAAGCCGUAUAUAACACAUGAGGAACUACAGAGACUCAUGGAGUGGAAGCUGAAAAAGGGCAAGUGGUGUGUUACAAGGCGGCCACAGUUGAUGAAGUUUAUCAUGAGUUUGAGUGAGAAAGAAGUAGAGAAAGCAUCGCGUGAAGCAUUUGAAACACUCAAGGCUGGGGACCUCCGGACUGCUACAGAAGCGCUCUGUGUGCUGAAAGGGGUUGGACCUGCCACAGCAUCAGCGGUACUGGCAGCGUACGACGAGAGCGUGCCGUUCAUGGCAGAUGAAGCGCUGGACGCGAUUGCAGGAAUCAUUGGUCCUCGCAAAUACACGCUCCCGCACUUUCUGAGCUUUGUAAAAGUACUACGCGCGAAGGCAAAAUGGCUGAACGAACAGCGAGUUGCAAACAACGACGACAAAUCCGAAGCUACUGACUUGUGGACGGCACAGCGUGUGCAGUUGUGUCUCUAUGCUGAAGCGCAUAACGAAGCAUUGACUUUAAGUACGAAGGCCGUUUUGCUUGAUGCAAAGCGAAAGCGACACAACGUUGCGACGAUGCCACUUUCAUCUGAGAAGGAAGUGGGGAAGGUGCACGAAGAGGACGCAAAGGAUCAAUCGUUGCGGAGGUCGCAGAGGAAGCGACAGCGACGAGCAGGUUGA
Molecule: messenger RNA, 801 nt
Organism: Peronospora belbahrii
Lineage: Eukaryota; Oomycota; Peronosporomycetes; Peronosporales; Peronosporaceae
Source: the annotation of a GenBank genome assembly